This is a messenger RNA of Oreochromis niloticus (Nile tilapia), 1323 nucleotides long. RefSeq names its product alpha-1B-glycoprotein-like. The record is from RefSeq and is a predicted model, not a curated record. Gene Ontology annotation, cellular component: membrane. NCBI's taxonomy places the organism in Eukaryota, Metazoa, Chordata, Actinopteri, Cichliformes, Cichlidae. The coding region runs from base 235 to 1323 and encodes 362 amino acids. The transcript has 6 exons.
GUCAGCUGCAGAGUGGUUUUCAAAUAGCACCCUUUAAAUGAGAUUUGUCAUUUACAUACAUAAAGUAGUAUCAGCUAAGCCAUGAGCCAACAUGGCAGGCACUAAAAUGACCUGAUCUGUGCAUGACUGUGCCCUGUCUUAUCUAAUACAAUAUCAUUUUUUAGAAACCCUCCAAGAGCACAUGAUCUUCUUGUAUAGAGAUAAGACAUCAAGCAGCAGCCUUUUUUCUCAGUCAUGGACGGCAGAGAGAAGAGAGCGCUUCACUUCUUGAUCUUCGCUGCUUAUCUCGUGGUCUCAUCUUCACCUUCUGCAGGUCUGAUCAGAUUAGCUGUAAAUGGAUCCACUCAGUGCUCUGGAAGAGUUGAAAUCUAUAACUCUUACUCUUACCCUUACUAUUCCUGGGGAACAGUGUGUGAUGAUGGCUGGGACUUAAAAGAUGCUGAGGUGGUCUGUAGAGAGCAGAGCUAUGGGAUAGCUCUGGAGGCUCUUGGGUCUGCUUACUUUGGUCAAGGUACAGGAACUUUCUUGCACAGUAAUGUGGACUGUUCAGGAAGUGAAACUUCUCUAGACAAUUGUAGGUACAGCAGCUAUAUUAGUUAUUACUGUCACCAUGGUCGGGAUGCUGGCGUCGUCUGUUCAGUAAGCAACCCAGAGCCCACCAUCUCCUUGUACAGUAAUGAGGUCACCUGGGGUCAGGACGUCAGCAUCACUUGCUCAGUCUCAGAAAAGUUCUCAGGUGGAACUUUUAUCCUCCAGAAGACUUCAGGCUCAUUCAGUCAGAGUCAAACAUCCUCUACGAGCUCUGUUACAUUCAAUCUUCACAAUGUGAACUUCGAUCAUGAUGGACUGUACCAGUGUCAGUACAUGAAAACAAGUCAAAGGUUCAGCUCUUCCUCUGUCAGACUCUCUGUUACUGUGAGUUUUCCAAAACCUCGUGUUUCCAUUUGCCCUGUUGGUGAGGUGACCUGGGGUCAGACUGUUGAAAUCACAUGUUCAGUCUCAACUCAGGUUUUAGGUGGAUCGUUCACUCUGAGUCAAAUUCAGGGUUCAUUCACGAGGAGCCAAACCUCCAACACAAACUCUGCUACCUUCAGUAUUCCUAAUGUGGACUUUGAUAACGAGGGAUUGUACCAGUGUCAGUAUAAUAAAAGAGGCUCAAGUCGUGAAUUCAGCUCCCCAUUAAGUGAUUCGGUCAGACUCUCUGUUGCUGUGAGACUGCAGACUCCCAGCAUCUCCCUGACCUCUCCUAGUGCAGGUCUGGGCUGGGGUCCUGAAGGUGCAGAGAUCACCAGGGGUUACAGUUUUGUCCUCAUUCAGGAGUGA